AACGACUGAGGUGGCACUAAUACUCCGGAGGUGUCCGAUGAUGCGUCAGCGAGGCGGAGCAGUGAGCGUCUGUCCGAGCUCAUCCGACACAACGUGGACACACACAGCAGAUAUCCAUUUAAUUAAACAUGACCCGAGGGGAUCACCAUGCACCGCUGAAUUCUCUGCAGACAGGCCGGCAGCCUCUCAGCUGAAGCAGGGGGGAACAAGGUACCAUGGGCUCUAUGGAGAUGGAUUCAGAGGCUGCAAAGGAAACUAGUGGAGUAUACCAACUUCUUUAACCUACAAAGAAAGACACCAGAUAUCCUCCUGUCUGGAUGACUAAGGAAAGUAUUGCCAGACACAUAGCAUGGCUCGCUCCUCUCAUCCCUCUGGCUGGAGGGAGAUGACAAAUGGAGGGGGGAACCCCCACUUCAACCAUGGAGGCCAAACCGGGGGUUCCCACAGCACCACGCGCUACAUGCUAAAGAAACAGCACCGCCACAGACAUAGGUCUUCCUCACCCAUGGGCAGGGUCAUUCUCAUUAACUCACCUGUUGAUGGAGGGGAUGACAGUGAAGACAUUCACACAGUGACAGUAGAAAAGAGUCCAGAUGGGCGUCUGGGUUUCAGUGUCCGCGGGGGCUCUGAACAUGGACUCGGCAUAUUUGUCAGCAAGGUGGAGGACGACAGCUCUGCAGCGCAGGCUGGGCUGACUAUGGGCGAUAAGCUGGUGGAGGUGAACGGGGUCAGUCUGGAGAGCAUCACCAUAAGCAGCGCUGUGAAGGUCCUGACGGGCAACAACAGGCUGAGGAUGGUGGUGAGACGGGUGGGCAAGAUCCCUGGCAUCCGCUACUCCAAGGAGAAGACCACAUGGGUGGAUCUGAUUCACCGGCGGAUGGUGGUGGAGGAGAGCGGUCGCACACCGUCAGAGGCCAGUUCAGACGGCGCUCUCCGCAGGAUCGUACAUCUCUUCACCACAUCAGAUGACUACUGUCUGGGCUUCAACAUCAGAGGAGGCAAAGAGUUCGGACUGGGAAUUUAUGUUUCUAAGUUGGACCCGGGUGGGCUUGCAGAACAGCAUGGCAUCAAAAUGGGCGAUCAAAUCCUUGCAGCCAACGGGAUCAGCUUUGAUGACAUCACCCAUAGUAAUGCAGUUGAGGUCCUGAAGAGCCACACCCAUGUCAUGUUGACCAUCAGGGAAGCUGGGAGAUACCCUGCAUACAAGGAAAUGGUAGCUGAAUACGGCUGGCUCGACAAACUGGCAAAUGGGGGCCCGGCAUCAUCCUCCCAGGGUUCAGACUCCAACUCCUCUGCCUCCUCGUUGUCCUCCAGCACCCCUGUCAGCUCCCUCAGUGGUCUCUCCCAGGUCCUUUUCCCUCCUAUCUUUGGCUCUGGGAUGGUAGACGUCGCCAUCUCCACAGAGGACCGCUCCCAACGUCAAAGCAGCGCAGAACGAACUGCUGACACCGCCAUACAGACUGACCCCCACCCUCCAUACUACUUGGACCACACCUCCACUAAUGGGUUGUACUCGGACAGGGUGGUCGCCACAGAAACCAGCCGGACUGUAGGUGCCACAGUGCUGCUGAAGGACACACUUAUACGUGGGAAAGGGGAAGGGCCGAGGGAGAUGGUAGGAGCUGGGGAAGGAGGGCGGGGACGUACGAGGACGUCAUCUGGGGACCAGGAAGUAGUGAAACCCUCACCUAAGACGGCAGCGCUGAUGGCCCUGAGCAGACCACGGAAGCCAAUCAAACGUUCUCAGAGCCACAUCAUUGUGUCAGAGGAAAGACAAAAGAAGCAGAGGCAACAGAAGGAAACAAACUCUGGAGAGGGUAAAACCAGCCUGCAGCGAUCUAAAACCUUUGUCAACUUGUUCUUUAAGAAAGACCGUAAAGAGAAGAGCCCAUCCAAGUCAUUGUCUCACAAUGCAGACAAAGAUAAGGAGCGGGGCCGUCCCUUCCAGCUCUUGACCUCCCCGAGGGAAUCCCGUGCUGGGGUUAAAGAUAGCAGCCCGCUGCGCCGACCAGAGACCCUGAUGCAUGUGGAGGACAUAGCAAAGAAACUGCUCGGCCAUGAUGAGGUGGCUGCUGUGAUGAGACACUGUCAGCGGUUUCUGUCCGACAAUGUAAUUGAGGAUUUAGUGCGUCCCCUUUUGGCCAUCUUGGACAGGCCAGAGAAACUGCUACUUCUCAGAGAAAUAAGGAUGCUGAUACCUACUACGGAGCUGGGUCGGUUUGACAGCAUGGUCAUGCCCUUUGAGCUGGAGGCGUACGAUGUUCUCAAGAGUCGCUCUGUUGUUUAUUUCUUCUUAGUGCGUUCUCCAGCUCUACGCUCCCCUCGCAGUGGAACCCCUCGACGUCACCUCAUCACCCCAAUCCCAGACUACAGGGGUGGGUUCCACCUCCAGCCAGUCCAGGACGCACUGCGGGAGCGUCAGUUGAUUGAGGAGUUGGAGAGAUUACGUUUGUCCAGCCAACAGUCAGGCCAUCUGCCUCCGUCCCGUGCCUUCACCCCUCUGCUGGAUGUACCUCUGGACAACUAUGCCUCCUCUCCUGUGCGAUCCCGCUCCCUGAGCCCUUCACCCACCCACAGCUUCCUCCUCACAGAGCCAUCACACAGCACCCAACGUGGGCGCCAAACCCAUCACUCCCCAAACAGAAGAGAGAACAGGGCCUCACGGUAUGACGAUGUCUCCUUGUUGUCUGACCGAGGAGAUGUGGCUCCUGAACGAGGGAGGUCACCUGUGAGGAACGGCCAUGGGAGAGCAAGGAGGGAGGUGAGUCCUGACAGCAUAGAUGACAGAAUGAGCAGGCAGGAGGGCUACACAGAGGUCAGCGUACAGGUUCCUUCACAGCUGCAAGGGAGAUCCCCUCUGGCUGAUGUGUUUGAGCCCAAGAGAGACAAGAGUCCAUCCACAGGCAGAGAGAGCAGUCAGCCGCUAAAUGGACAUUCACAAAAUGGUCAUGGUGUAAAAAGAAGAGCAACUUUGCUACCUGAGGAGUAUGAAAUUAACACUUUGACCAUCUCUAAGGCCAAGCAGUCAUUGGGUAUUAGUAUCUCUGGUGGUAUAGAGUCUAGAGUCCAGCCCAUGAUAAAGAUUGAGAAAAUCUUCCCAGGAGGAGCUGCAUCUACGAAUGAGGCUCUGAAGGCAGGUUAUGAGCUGUUGUCCGUGGACGGUGAGAGUCUGCAGGGAGUGUCUCAUCAGCAUGCGGUGGAUGUUAUUCGCCGAGUGUUCAGCAACAAGGCCAAAGAACCGAUGGUUUUUGUGGUCAAAGUUCCCAAGGUCCCUAACACCCCUACAUGCCCCAGGAGACCAGCAGACUAACCUUUUGUCAUACUGCAGUUUGGGCAUGAAGGACACCAAAACCUGCAACUCCUGUGGGAGUGAAUAAACUACAGGAUUCACUCCUGAAGAGGAGAUAUGGGACAGGUAGAUCUCCGGUCAUAGUGGAGAGAAAUGGAUGCACAGAAACAUUUGUCCUAUGAGAGAAAGAGUUAUGAUAUGUCAAAGAGAAUGCAUGUUGAAGCAGGUUUUUAAGACUGAUGCAGUAGGUUAUUUAUCAGGAUAAAGAUUGUUAUAGAUAUCUUUUGCUACGAUGAAAUUAAGUUUGUUGCAACUUUACAACUUUUAUAACAUUCUUAGUGUUUUUAGCAAACAUUUUACUAAAUGCAUACAUUGCACAUUAACUGGACAAAAAAUAAUAUGUGUUUUGUGAUAAGAUCACAUGGUUCAUGAACUCCUCCUUGGUUGAAAUUGUGCCACUGUUUGACACGUGGCAUCCUUGCCUCGACCUCUGAGCACUGUCUGAUUGUGGAGCCAGUGGUCUGCACUUUUUUCAGUUGGAGCAUCUCCAUCCUGCAGCCCUGCAGGCCUGCCAGAGGGAGAUUACCCAAGCCUGAGUUAUGAGAUUUAUAGAUUUAUACCCAGAUUAAACCCCUGUAUUAUGUCAAAACUGAUAGUUUGGGUUUAGUGGAUGUCUGGGGGGAUUAUUACAAAUUGCUGCUCAGUAUUUUUGUGCUGCAUUUUUCUGGCAGAAGUGCUUGUGCUCUGGAGCAAUCCGCCACUUUAGAGGCUUAAUUACACCAUGCUGUGGACUGAGCUUAUGCAGACAUGUGGAGGAGUUGGAAAAACAUGUCAAUGAGAAAUGCAGGACAUGAAGGCCAGUGUCAGAGUUUAAAUCAAAGUAGGGUAGCGGAGAUAUGGGCACCAAAUAACUGGAAUAUAGUGUGCAUAGUGCCUUACUUCUUCUGCAGAUGGCCACUGGGGGAAAACAUUGAUAAAUAUUACACAAAUAAGUGCUAGAAAAGCUCAAAUGGAAAUGUUUCAAUUCAGACAUGCUAUUAAAUUUAAAGAUGAAAUUGAGCGUGUCUAUGCCUUUGGGUUAUUAUAAAGUGCUUCAGGUAUUUGACUUAACUGCAAUAAAUGCUCAUUCAGUAUAUUUUACUCACACUUGAUGUCUUUCAGGUAAAAGAGCACAUAAAUCAACAGUAAUUUUAAGGUGUGACAACUUGUUCUUUAAUUAAAAACACAGUCAUUUGUACAAGAAAUGUACACAAAAAUAUACAUGGACAACUACAUUAUGAAUUACUGAAGACACAACGUAAGUAAACAAAAUGCACACAAAAAGUUGAGAAAAUGCCACAAAAAAGAAAAUGUGUUACGUUGCUUUGGUCUAGUCACAGUGGCUACAUUUGAAAUAGAUAUUCUGUCUAAAUAAAAGACAAUGUCACUCUGUUA
Molecule: messenger RNA, 4723 nt
Organism: Perca fluviatilis (European perch)
Lineage: Eukaryota; Metazoa; Chordata; Actinopteri; Perciformes; Percidae
Gene: pdzd7a
Product: PDZ domain containing 7a
Exons: 17
Coding region: 350-3310 (986 amino acids)
Biological process (GO): sensory perception of sound; auditory receptor cell stereocilium organization
Cellular component (GO): cilium; plasma membrane; stereocilia ankle link complex
Molecular function (GO): protein binding
Source: RefSeq, a predicted model, not a curated record